Dichomitus squalens LYAD-421 SS1 is the source of this 1182-nucleotide messenger RNA. RefSeq lists its product as uncharacterized. Gene Ontology annotation, biological process: mitochondrial translation. The transcript has 2 exons. NCBI's taxonomy places the organism in Eukaryota, Fungi, Basidiomycota, Agaricomycetes, Polyporales, Polyporaceae. The record is from RefSeq and is a predicted model, not a curated record. Gene Ontology annotation, cellular component: mitochondrial large ribosomal subunit; ribosome. Gene Ontology annotation, molecular function: structural constituent of ribosome. Bases 1 to 900 code for a protein of 299 amino acids.
AUGUUCCCCACUCUCCGUCGCCUUUACGCGACUAUCCCUGAGGCAGCGGCUGCUGCGCGUACGGCCUCUACGCCGCGGGCAGUUCGUCUACGUCGUGCGAAAAAGGGACUCGACGCAUCACUUCUCCAAUCCGACGCGACUCCCGAAGGACUCACUCCCUCCGAAUUUGCACGGUAUCAGCGGGCUCUUGCCAAGGGCGAGCUCCUCAAAAACGAUGGGACGAACUUGACGGAAGAGGAGUGGUUGGCACGACUGGAUACGAAGCGGAGCAGGAUUCGCGGUGUGCGAGAAGUGGUGAAGGGCGGACAGGCAAUGUCAGAGGUAGUUGGCCAAAAGGUUUUUCUCCCGAACAUCAUCUUCAAGAUGGUCCGCAACCACACUCCUGCCGGACAGCCCUACAAUCCGUACGAGGCCACCUUCCGUGUUCCCCAGUCUGUGACCAAAACCGACAUCCGAUCCUAUCUGCUUGCCGUCUACGGCGUGAAGACCACCUAUAUCCGUACCGAUAAUUACCAGUCUCCGCUUCGCAAGCGGUUUGGCAGGCCAGUGGAGACCAUUGCUGAUCGGACAUACAAGCGCGCUGUGGUCGGUCUCGUCGAUCCGUUCUACUACCCCCUCGCGGAGGAAGACAUGUCUGCGCAGGAGCGCGCGGACAGGCGAAAGUGGAUGCAGGAGAGGCUUUUGGUCGGCAAGCGGGAGGAGGAUAUGCAGUCAUACUUCUUGCGCCAUACUCGCUCUUCGGAUGGGAAGGGAUGGAAGUGGCGUACGGGUAUCACGGCCUCGAGAGGGAACAUCUUGCGCCUCAUCGCUGAGCGUCGCGCAGAGCGGGAGCGGGCUAUCGUGGACGUCAAGGCUCGUAUCCAAGAGGAUCGGCAGAAGGACGUUGCGGAGGCCGCAUAGAGUUUUGUACCGUACAUUACAUUUUCCGCUAUCAGUCAUAAUGUGUUGUGCUCAACUUCCGCAUAACGCUGCUUUGUUUCCCCACGUCACAUGUCGUCAUCGUGAUGCUGUCUCAACACCAAGUCGACCUAGUACGACAAGGUCAAUCGGUGGCCAUAGCACACUGGCUGAAAGGCGCUGGCGGCAGCUCGAGACUAGGCGUCCUUUCGAACUCUGGUAUCUCCGCAGCAGGCGGAGUGCUUGCUAGCGAGGUCUAGCGGCGUUUCAUGAUAUCAUUCAUGU